Orussus abietinus is the source of this 4894-nucleotide messenger RNA. RefSeq names its product formin-J. Bases 408 to 4577 code for a protein of 1389 amino acids. Lineage: Eukaryota; Metazoa; Arthropoda; Insecta; Hymenoptera; Orussidae. The transcript has 5 exons. The record is from RefSeq and is a predicted model, not a curated record.
UGCACUUUUGUGUACACAUUUCCAAUUGUCUACACCCGCGCAUACGUAUACGUCUAGUGAGGAACACCACAAAAAAGAAAUGCUCAAGUGGGAAUGAUUUGUGCAGGGCUCGGUUGUCAAACUGACAGUGUGCUUAAAUCAGUUUAAAUCAGGAAGGAAAACAAAGUAAAGGGUUUUAAAAUCAAACUUUCUGCAAAGUGCCACCGAUUAUUCAGUUGAGAUACGUUAGCAUUUGGCGAUACUUUCAGGGGAGUCUUUGCUUCCACUGCCAAUCAUUAAAUGCAAAGGACUUCACACUUUGAAAACGGUGAGAGAAAGCGAUACCAUGUAUUAAAUGGUAACAACUGACGUCAUGUUACAUAUGGAAAAAUCAUAUCAUAGAAAAGGACUUAUUCAGAAAAAUAACAAUGACGUGCUCUGGCUCGAUAUCUCAAAUGAAGCUAGAAGCGGUGUUACCAACCUUAGGAGCUGUACCGCAUAUUGUUACUACCUUGAGACAACCUAACGAAAAUUAUAACUCAAUUCCAAUUAAUUGGAUUGAAACGGCAAAUAUGAAAAUUAAAGAAGAGCCCGUGGCAGUGAGUAAUAAUAGAGCGAGCCAUUUGGGAAUAUCUUUUGCAAAAAUAUAUGUGAAGGAGACAUCAGGUUCUGACUGUAUCUUGCCUGAAAAUAUUGAAUCACUGUCCAUCGAUGAAGCAAUAAAAACAGAAUCCUGCUUUGGCAACACAAAGGAGCAAUUUUAUGAUGAUUGUACCUCGAUAACAGUCAAUGGAAUUCAAAUGGAGAUAAAAGAAGAAGUAAUCAAUGACGAUAAUAUUCAGCUGUCGUUAAAAGAUUCAAUGGUAUCUAACGAAAAUGAGUACAAUUACUCGCAAAUGAUGGCAGUUAAUGAUUCCAUUCUGCCAGAUAUUAAUGUUCCAUAUUUAAAUAGUCGUGGCAACGAACAUGUCAAACCUGUGUUAAUGAGUUGUGCAGAUGGCAGUUACGUAACAAAUGAUUUUUCGCUGCACGAUAUGAAUACUUUUGCAAGAAAUGACUUAAACGUGAAACAUAAUAUUAAUUUCCAAAAGGAAUUUUGGAGAAAGGAAAAUGAGGAUGCAAAACCUAUAUUAAUAACUGCAGUAACUGGUGGUUCUGUAGCAAACGAUCAGCGCUUGCACACUGAAAAUUCUUCAAUAGAAAAAUAUUCAGAAGCAGCUGCAAGUGUAAGUACUCAUUUACCGAAGAUUUCUGAAAUUGUUGAUUCAACCGUUUUUAACAAGAGGAUUAAAAAAUCCGCCGAUAAUGGUUACCUACAGCAACCACAAUGUAGUCCAAGUGUUCGUACGGAAAGGCCUCCUAACGCAGUUAUUGGUGAUGGUAAUAACUCUUCGUUGGUAUCGAAAACGCUUUGUUCGAAUACUGGACAAGAUUCAAACCCGCUACUAAUACACAGUAGAAAAAACGAUCAUACGACAAAGGUUUUGACCUCAGGAGUUACAGAAUCUUGCGCAGAGAUUUCUAAUAAAUCUGUUCGGAGCAGUGCUGAUUCAUUAUCGAUACCAGAAAUACUUUGCAUCAAUUCCGGACAGGGUGACAAAUCGAAAACAACGGAGCGGCCAGAAAAUCAACCUAAAAUAUUUUCUUGGAAUACUUCUAGUGGAAAAAAUGGCAUAUCGACGUUAAUGAAUAAAAAAAAUAGUGCUAGUUUGCUGAAAGUCUCGAACCUGCAGAAUGUGAAAUCGAAAAACCACAUAAAUACAGUUACAAACAAUAAUAAUCCACUAACAACGCUGUUGAACAGUGAGAGAAACAAAGCGGUAGCACACGGUAACGGUUCGUCAACAAAUUCAAUGUCACUCCAUACAAGAUCAUCAAAAUUUGGUAGUUUAGACGCCAAUGCCACUUUAAUAAAAAUACCUGAAAUACCUGAUAUACUUGAAGUACUCGAAGUAAGCACUCUCAACGUGCGCAAGAAAAUGUUACAAUUAGGGAAAAAAAACAACGGCGAUCUAGUAUCAAAUGACUCGGUUUCACAUGAAACGAGUAAGGAAAUAAUCCCGAUUACAUCUGUAGGUGCAAAGUCUAAUCUACCUAAGGGAUCGCAAGUAACUUGCAACAAAUCUCUGAGUAGAAAAGUCGGACGCAAAGGCGGAAAAGUUUCUUCGGACAAUUCAGUGUUAAGCAGGAUGGAGGCGAACAAGAGUACAAAUUCAGCUGCAAUUGGCAAUACUAGUUUGCAGAAAUUUCGCGUAUUAAUUAAUGGGGCGCGUAGUGAAUCAAGUAAAAGAAUUUCAUUAACAGACCAUAAAAACGGUGUUCGGUCAUCGAAUCAAUUUGCAGUACCAGUAACUAAUACAGAAAUUAAAUCGAAUUCACCCUCAACAGAAGUUACCGAUGCACAAAAAGUGUUUAGAAUGAUUCGCUCAUAUCUCCGGGAUAAACAAAGUAUCGAGACUACACCAGUGAAUGAGAAAUGCAACAAACCUUUGUUGAAUGAUAAUGUAGUACCUUGUAAGGUCAUAAAAACAUGUUCGAGCACACGUGUGAACAAAAAUAAAAAUCUAUCGCAAGUGAAUUUUUUAAGGACUCGCACCAAGCUUGAUAAAAAGACUGAAACGGUGAACUGUGAAAACGAUAAACAUCCAUUGAAUGACAUUCGAAAGGUUCGGGAGAAUGUAGAAAAACAUUCAAAUGCAGCUGCAAAAGAAACUAUUAAUCUUGCAGACAUUACUCAAGCAUUACAUUCUAGUGCUCGUAUCAAAGAAAGUGAUCGACCGACCCUAAGGAGUGACAAAGAUUCAUCAGAAAUAGCAGUGAUAUUCGACGCUAGUAAACGGAAACAUUUAAAUGCAAACAUGAAUUCAAAAUGCAGUUUACCGAAACUAUUAAGAGCACAAUUUUUGCGAAAAUUCGUGGCACAAAAAUGUAGUAGAGCCAAUGAAUUUUCUCCGAAUGUCUCCAUACUAGCUUCAAAAAAUACAGAAAAGCGUUUGAGUGCAGCUGUGAGAAAAAACACAAAUUCUCUGCGAAUCGCUGCAAGUUUUCAAUCUAAUUCUUCUAACGACAAAAAUGAUCUUGGCUGCAAGACCCCUAACAUGAUCAAAAAGAAAUAUGUAGCCCAUUUCCAGAAGAAUUCCUCGGUACUCGCUACAAGUACUAGUGUUAAACAUUCAGAGUCGUUAGAAAAUGCGAAUACAGAUUUACAGGAAAAAAAGUGUGCUCCUCAUGUUGGUGCAAGUGACCAAGAUAUUUCAAUUUUCUCAGUUAAAAGAAAUGGUAAUACCAAUGGUUAUAAUAAUAUUUCUUUGCUAAAGCAUCGUGUGCCAGAAGCGAAUACUAGUGACAAACAACGAUCAAAAGAGAAUACCGAUUUACCAAGACAAUCGAGAUCAAAUUCCUUAAAUACUUUAAAUAACCAAAUUAAACGUUUCCAUCAUCUUAAUACAACAAGAGAGGCAAUUAAUGAAGUUAUCGUCGAGACUAAUUCAUCUAAAGAAUCCAAUGCAACUGGCAGCAAUCAAAAGGAAACGCCCGUCAAUGAUUGCAAAGUGCUAAAAAGAUUAGAGGGUAGCGCAGAGUUCUCCAAUGAUCCUCUGACAAAGGAUCGCUUCACCGAUGCAAGUGCUUUGAAAGAAACAGAACCAAGUGGGAACACUAACUUUGAAAAAACCUCUAAUUUAAAACGAGUGACAGGUGAAAAAGUAGUGAAUACUAAUUUGCAAGUGAAAAAGUGCAGAACACGUGACUCAAGCAAUGAAACCGAAGUGCAAAUGUGGGAUUUCAAGGCACUAAUGAAGUUAUACAACAAUAUUGAAUUACCAAGCGAAGAGUGGGCCGUGGCAGUUAAUAAACAAGGCAAAUUUGUGCAAUUUAUGUCAGUGCAAAAUGAAGACGUCUUACGACAUGUCAAGAUUUACUCAGACUUGUCGGUUCAAGUUCUUUUGGACAAAUUUCCCAUCAAAGUAAACGGGAUAAAUUUUCUAAAAUCAGAGUCGGAUGUUGGAAAAAUUCUCAAAACUGUUAAUGGUCUCCGAGUGGAGAAGAAGUUCUUAGACACAAAAAGGACUGCUAAAGAGGAAAAGGAAGGGCUUUUGUUGUCUAAUGAUGUCAGCGAAAUAAGCAGCAAGCCUUUUAAGAAUCCUAUACAAGUUUUGAAUGAAUCUUUGAUGGCAGAUUGCGUUAAAACAGAAUGCAACAACUCUCCAAAACCCUCUACUACAAGCGAUACGAGCAAAUUAAAGUGUGAAGGUGACAGUGACCAAAAUGAAGGAAGCCAAAACCCCAUAAAAUUGGUGACAGACUCAAAAAAGGAAUCAAACUCCCUUAAAGGGCCUCGGUCACUGAGCCUGAGUUUUUGCGAACCUUCUAAGUCAACUACCGAAGAACAAGAUCUUCCUCGGGAUGAAAUCUUAGAAAGGACUCGUCUCAGAGACGAAGUAAGCGAACUCAAAUUACUGGAUAAUCUCAAAAUGCGAAAGAUCAGGAGGUUACAAGUCAUUAGUUGGAAGCAGAAAAGAAAGAUCAAUAGUCUCGCUGUUACUCUAAAGGCGUUGAAAAAAAGGCACGCAUCAUUAAUUAAGAAAAAGUGUCACUAGCGUUUCUAGCAAUUUUUUUUUCUUCUAGGAUUUAUCAUUAUUAUAACAGUUAUAUAAGGAUGAUUACUAAGAUUUGCAUACAUUUUUGAACGAAUGGGUUAUCUUUCCAGAGAAGAACAAAAAUGUAUAUAAAAUAUCAUUGUGUAAAUGAGUGAGGUUACAAAAUUCUAGGUUACAAAUGAUGAAACGUUAGUAAUUUGGAAGUUGUUGCAGCUCUACAUGUUUCUUUUAUUGUAUCUUAAAUGGAGGAUGUAAAUCCUACGAUAAUUAUUUCUUUUGUUAGUAUGUAAAACAAUAUAUUUACUACUCACGAUUUU